Molecule: messenger RNA, 1375 nt
Organism: Oryza brachyantha (malo sina)
Lineage: Eukaryota; Viridiplantae; Streptophyta; Magnoliopsida; Poales; Poaceae
Product: extracellular ribonuclease LE-like
Exons: 2
Coding region: 447-1166 (239 amino acids)
Biological process (GO): RNA catabolic process
Cellular component (GO): extracellular region
Molecular function (GO): ribonuclease T2 activity; RNA binding
Source: RefSeq, a predicted model, not a curated record
UAAAACUGGACAGACAGCCACCACCCAGAGCUGCUGCUCCGUCCAUCUCCAACCUGUCACUCUCCAAUUGGAUGGAUGCACUGCUUGCCUUCCACACCUAGCCUUCCAUUCCACCAAUGCCAUUUCUGCAAGAUUGAGAGUAGCCAAUCGGGUAGGCCAAUAACUCACACCUUGAAAUGCACGAAUAUAUCAUCAAAUUUUUGACAAUGCAUGAAUGAAUCCCAUCCAUGCAAAAUUCAAUGCGGUGUGUUGCUCCAGCCGGCCAUGCUUCUGUUUGCGCAUCCUGAUUCUUGAAUCCACACCUGCCUAUAAAAUCUGCACCUCCAUAGCUCAUUUCUUGCAACAACUCACAGCAUCCACCAAUCAUCAGAGAGAAGAAGAAGAAGAAGAAGAGAGAGAGAAGAGAGAUUGCAAGUGAGGUAGCUCUGCAAGAAAGGGAGGCAGCCAUGGCGACGGCGGCGGCGAGGGCAACGACGCGGCUCGGGCUGGCGCUGGCGCUGGCGGUGGCGGUGGUGGUGCUGGGCGUCGCCGGGAGCUGCAGCGCGCAGGACUACGACUUCUUCUUCCUGGUGCUGCAGUGGCCGGGGUCGUACUGCGACACGAGGCAGAGCUGCUGCUACCCGCGCUCCGGCAAGCCGCCGGCGGACUUCGGCAUCCACGGCCUCUGGCCCAACCGCGACGACGGCAGCUACCCGCAGAACUGCGACCCUGACAGCGAGUUCGACCCCUCCAAGGUGAGCGACCUGAUGGGCAGCCUCCGGUCGGAGUGGCCGACGCUGGCGUGCCCGAGCAACGACGGCGUCCGCUUCUGGUCGCACGAGUGGGAGAAGCACGGCACCUGCGCGGAGUCCGCCCUCGGCGACGAGCGCGGCUACUUCCAGGCGGCGCUCCGCCUCCGCUCGCAGCUCCCCGUCCUCGCCGCGCUCCGCGACGGCGGCGUCUCGCCCGACGGCGGCUACUACACGCUGGCCCAAAUCAAGGGCGCCAUCCAGCGCGGCACCGGCCUCCAGCCGUUCGUCGAGUGCAACCGCGACGAGUCCGGCAACACCCAGCUCUACCAGCUCUACUUCUGCGUCGACGCCGCCGGCGACCGCUUCAUCGACUGCCCCGUCUCCCCCGGCGGCCGCCCCUGCUCCGGCAGCAGGAUCGAGUUCCCGGCGUUCUGAGCCUCUGUUUUUACUCCUAACCAAGCAGCUCCUAUUAAUUUGAUCUAUUUCUCCAUGGUUAUUAUUCAUGUAAUUAAUCUGGCGUGAUAUUGUUUUUUUUUGUUGCAAUAAAAGGAUGGCCAUGUAAUGUAUUUCCCCCGCAUAAUUCGGAUAAGUUCAGGGGAUCAUAUAAAUCAAGGAAAAUGGAAUAGUAUUUACGUGAAAUUUUA